GGCAAUAUAAAAACACAAGUACCGCGGUGUCUGCCACAGUGAAAGUACUUCACUGUUUUAACACAAUGAAAGCGCGGAUUUUAACCUUUCGGAAUUGUUUUAAAUUCUCAGGAAACUAUAGACCUUGACUGUCUGUUUAAGCAAUUUCAAGUGAACAGAAGGACCGCUUAUAUCGUCUAAAUGUGGCCCCAUUUUAGACCGUUCGUUGUUUGGAUCUUCGUCUUAUAUCAUGCGACGAUAGGAUAUUGCACGUUGUUGUACAACGACUUACGACUCGCUGCGCUCUCUGUUCCUGAUUUUAGUACUUCGUUUAUACUACGUUCAAAUAAUGGAAGCGAUUCCUUUCGGGAAGUACAGACGGGACAUACGCAAAUGCCGUUUCACGUUCGUGUUUACGCGAAAGUCCUGAGUGGUGUUAAUGCUGGAUUUUGCUUCGAAGGAGUUGGAUCUGCUCAGGUUUCGGCGCGAAAAAACAGCUAUCCACACGGAGGAAUUGUUUUCGCUUACGACAGAAGUCGUGUACGGAUCUGGGCGCCUUCUGCGUUCAAGGGAACCGGGGAAAACGGUAGGGUAGUGUCGGUGGGUGAAGGUUGGGGUGGCCGGAGGUAUAGCCAAACAUGCGAUACAGCCCUUGUAGUUGUUGAUGUUUGGUAUAUUGGCCCUGUUCCUAGCUUUCAAACCAGUACGCUUUUGAACACUCAAAACCCAGAUCGGGUCUUUGUGAAGGUAGAUCACAAGCUUGGCCAGAUCCCCGAACGAGUUUUGGUAAGGGUGACCCCACUGUCGGACGACCCCCACAAACCAAGCCCCAAUGAGGGAUUUUGGUUCAAUGCUAUCACUGCCAGUCAAAAUAUAGAGAAAAAAGGCUAUGGUGGGGUUAUCUUUGCCUAUAAUGAGAAAGAAAUUCUGCUGUGGGCUCCCAGUUCUAGCACAAAGAAAACUGGAUGUGUUUUCGUUGAAAAUGGCUGGGGUGGCGAACGCCAUGCAGAAAACACCCAGAAAUGCCUUGUACACAUUUUUUUGUGGAUUGCAAAGUUCCCUGUGCCAACCUUUAAGACAGAAUGGAAAUACAUGAUGUCACAAGGCUCACAUUCCUUUCUGGAAGUUUAUCAUUCAACCAACACCUUGCCGUCACUUGUGAUUGUGCAAGGGAGAAUUGGCAACAAGGGGCUUAUCUUUGAAGGCACAGGUGUAGCUAUGUCUAUGGAAAAUAACUACAAGGGAUAUGGUGGGAUUCUAUUUGCCUACGAUGAGAACCGAAUCCGCAUAUGGUUGCCGAAGAGGCACAGGGGCUCUGAAAGUGGCCAUAGCAUUCUAGUCAAGAGUGGUUGGGGAAACAAUCAAAUGCUUCAAGAGAUUCAUAAUGUCAGAAUCAGGGUUAUCAUAUACACCUCGAAUUGCGACCCCACAAAAGAAACUAUAAUGGAGAAAGGUAUAUGCAAGUCUAUUCAGUACAACUCCUAUCAGUGGACGGCUGGCCCAUGGGGCAAAUGUUCAAGCAUUUGCAAUGAGGGAGUGAAUAAACGAGAGAUUUUAGCUUGUAGUGUGUCCAGUAAAGAGAAGGUGCUCCAAUGUGGAUUUGGUAAAAACAUGUGCAAUUGGGAACCCAACCCUUCAUCAAGUUGGUCUCGGGUCAUAGACACGAUUUCCAACACCUACCCCAACUUUGGCUGGAAUCUACCUGACAAUUUUUAUCAUGUUUUCGCAACAUGUAAUGGCUCGCAACAUCCAGUGCGGUUAGCCAGUCCUAAGUUCUCUCCAAGGCAUUCGUGUUCAUUGACAUUUCUGUACAAAAUGGCUGGGGUUCCGUCUGCUAUCUUGUCAGUACUUGUGUCUCAGGAUGACGGCGAAACCAAACCUAGUGGCUGGACGAUGCGUGAUGAUCAGGGGGAAUCGUAUUGGCGUCAAGGCUUUGUACAGCUGGCAAACUUUCCUAAACUCACUCAGAUUAUAUUCGAAUUCACCCUCGCUAGUAAACCUGAGCCCGAUUUCCCUAAGACCGUUGGGAAUGUGAGAAUCGAUGAAGUAAGUUUAGUAUGCGAGAGGAUAGAGAGGACAACUGUUGAUACAAAAGUGUGCAAACAACGCAAGGUCCCCUCUGCUGGGUGCCUUCAUCCCGCUACACAGCCUACUGUUAAAGGUCCAGCUUACGAUCUCAUCACGGCGAUGAACAGACAAGAAUACGUGAUAGCCAAGAGCCAGGAGGACGAUCUGAUCGCAAGCUAUGACUUCGACAUACGCGUUGGUGGCGAAUACUCAAUAUGGCUUUUGGCAUAUGCCACUUCCAGGCAAAAUAACGGUGUGAAGUUUAAAAUAGAUGACCUUGAUAAUUAUCCCUGGCAUACAACUUACAUUGAGAAAGGAAGGCCAAUGUGGACACAAUAUAUGUUUGAGACUUUCACUCUCAAACCUGGCGUACACACGGUACAUCUGAUGCAGUACGAGCACAACUUCAGAUUCAGUCAUCUAGCGCUCACUCCAAAGGAGCUGCUCACCUGGGUUCCUCUUGGAAUGCAAAGUCGUUAUAUCUCAGAUUCGGCUUUGAACGCCUACCCACCUUCCAGUCUUCCUGACCCUAAAUUUGGUCGCCUUAAUGGAAAUGAUGCGUGGUGUUCAUCAGAUCAUAACCCAAGCUAUGUACGAAUGGAGAUAACUCUACCUAAGCUGGCAUUGAUAUCGCGUAUCGCCGUGCAAGGUGGACAUCAGAUUAAACGUAAAACCAACAGCUACUGGGUCACCACCUUCGGAAUACAGACAUCUGUGGAUGGAGAGCAUUCAUCUUGGUACAGAGUUUCAACUGGAAAGAAACUCUUUGAUGGGAACACAGAUUCAACUGGCAUUGUGGAAAACGAGCUUCCUUUUGCUGUGCUGGCAAAGAAAGUUCUUAUUUUCCCGCUCGACUGGAGGAACUGGAUCUGCAUGAGGGUGGAGCUUUAUGGCGUUUACAUGACGGACAACAUGUGUGCGGCCGCUGGUCAGGAAACGCCGACGACUAAGAAAUGUACAGGAAAUAGGAAUUGCAGUCUGAAUGCGGAUUGUGAGCCAAUCACUAGUGAAAGUAUUAUAAAAACUGGUCUACAUGAUAGUCUGAAAAGCCGCGAAGCUUGUCAUUGCCACAAAGGUUACCAUGGGGAUAGUUGUGAAUAUAUGGGGUGUGAUCCUAACCCAUGCCGACACGAAGGAAGGUGCCAAACGGGGGAAAACAACUUUACUUGCAUUUGUGACACGGGGUACUACGGUCCUUUGUGUCAGUGGCCUUGCCCAGUAGGAAAAUACGGCAAGGAAUGUGCGCACACGUGCUUGUGUAGUCGUCAUGGUAGUUGUAACAUAGCCACGGGCCAUUGCUCCUGCGGGCCGGGAUACUAUGGGAUGCGCUGCGAACUACAGUGUCCUCGUGGGUAUUUCGGAGGCGAUUGCAAGCAGACGUGUCAAUGCAGGAACAAUGGCGAUUGUCAUCACGUGACUGGAGCGUGCAAUUGUACUUCUGGUUGGACAGGACCAUUCUGUGAUCAACCGUGUUCGAACAAUACUUGGGGUGUCCAUUGUGAAAUGAAGUGUUCGUGUUCAGAGAAGACGCUGUCAUGCAACCCGGUCACAGGAGAAUGCAUCUGCAAGCCUGGGGCGGCAGGAAAAUCAUGCUCUGAGGAAUGCCCAAGUGGUAAAUAUGGCUCGAGCUGUUCAGGAACAUGUCCAUGCAGUUCGUCUGAUCGCUGUGAACCGACGGACGGGGGGUGCACAUGCCUUGCUCCGGGAUGGACGGGAUUGUUGUGUAACCAACCGUGUCCUCAAGGUUAUUAUGGCUUGGGAUGUGAGAACCGUUGCGCAUGCGCUGAUAAUGCUGAAUGCACUUCAUCAACAGGGGAAUGCAAAUGUGGGAAUGGAUUCACAGGAGCAGGCUGUACUGUGCCGUGUUUGGCUGAUCGAUGGGGCCCUGACUGUCAGUACUCGUGUCAAUGCAGAAACAAUGAAACAUGCAACAGCGUUACAGGAGUAUGUCUCUGUCAGUCUGGUUGGCAUGGUCCUUAUUGUAACAGUCAAUGCUCCGAUGGUGGGUGGGGUACGUCAUGUAGCAAGGCAUGUAACUGCAGUGGCCAUGGUUCGUGCAAUACCCAAAGUGGCAAAUGCGAGUGUAACGCAGGAUGGACUGGGUUGGCGUGUAACGUGUCUUGUCCCAGUGGUUUUUAUGGUCGUAAAUGUCAAUACAAGUGUGUUUGUCUGCAUGGUACGGAGUGUGACCCAUUCUCAGGCAAGUGCGUCUGCCCAACAGGAUGGUAUGGUCGCACAUGCGCGCAGGCUUGCCCACGCGGCUACUAUGGCGACAAUUGUGCCGAGAAGUGCGCUUGUCGCAAUGGAGGCUCUUGUGAUCAUGUGACGGGCACAUGCUACUGUCCCGCCGGCUGGACUGGCGAGAACUGCUCGCAAAGUUGCCAGGAUGGAUUCUUCGGUCCCGGAUGCAACUCGCGAUGUCAAUGCGACCAUGGCAACGGAAAAUCAUGUGAUGCGGUGACAGGAAAGUGUCAUUGUAGUCCAGGCUAUCUUGGACCAAGGUGCAGUCGAACUUGUGAGCCCGGUCAGUAUGGCCAAGACUGCUCGGAGCAAUGUCGUUGCUUGAACGGAGCCGAGUGUCGCCCGAACGACGGCCAAUGCUUGUGCUUAGCAGGGUUCUUUGGGGACUUUUGUGGACAGCAGUGUCGUCCAAUGACGUAUGGGAUCAACUGCACCAUGAGCUGCGACUCGUGCGUCAAAGGUCAGGUUUCGUCCUGCGAUCACGUGACCGGGAAAUGCCUUUGCUUACCCGGUUUCUAUGGUUACCAUUGCGAGAACGAGUGCCCCGAGGGGGAGUAUGGUAAGGACUGCGAUGAGAAGUGUGAUUGCGCGAAUGGCGCCAGUUGCCAUCACGUGAGCGGCGAGUGCGAGUGUACCGAAGGAUUUACUGGGACCAAAUGCGAACAACCGUGUCCUGAAGGGAGGUUUGGACCCAAGUGUGUAGGUGUCUGUCUUUGUGAAAAUGGAGCCGAGUGCAACAAAGUCAAUGGGAAUUGUAAGUGUCUGCCGGGGUACACGGGUACCCGAUGUAUGGACCAGUGUCCAGAUCGCCGGUGGGGUCUAGAAUGCCGAAACAAAUGCUCAUGCGAAUGGAACCAGACGAUGAGGUGCCGUGGUGAUACCGGACAAUGUCUGUGCCACUCUGGGUACAGGGGAAAGACCUGUCGACAGUUCUGUGAUGAUGGAACAUACGGACAAGGCUGCAAACACCCAUGCCCAGCAUGCGCUCGCCACGUGACAGGCCCGUGUUACAAGAUAGAUGGUCGUUGUCCAUGCUCCCACGGAUUCCGUGGCCAUCUAUGCGACAACGACUGCUUGUUGAAAAACUACGGUAAAAAUUGCGAAAAUCGUUGCGAAUGCGAGACCGAUCACGUGUGCCACCACGUGAACGGCGCAUGUCAUCCGGUGCACGUUGGGAAAUUUCAAAUCAUGAUCAAAGAAAACUUCACGAAUUUCGAUGAAUUGCAACGCCGGAAGCAGCUGAAAAUACACCUAGCCACCUUAAUAUCAAUGUACUAUCACACCUACGAAGAAUUACGUCAUUUCAAGAGACGUCAAACUCCGUCCCAAUCCACGCGCGAAUACCUCAAUACCACCUUCACAACUUUGCCGCAAGUGAAGCGUACCACUCAGCCCAAAAGCGGACACGAUUUUGUCAGCCGAAUUUUAGAUCUCUCUCCUGGUCGCUCCAAAGAUGGCUCAGACGAUUUAGUUAUUGUGAAUUUAGUAAUGUUUGAUAAUCACGUUCUGCUCAAUGGCAGCAUUGUGAAGGAAGUGAUUUCGUCUAUUGAUGAAGAUGACAUCAGCGAAAUGAUUGGGAGUGUUUAUUACUCAGGCGAAUUGUAUUCUGAAGCAUCCGCCACGGAGUCGGUUUAUGUACAACUCAUCACUGGCCUUGCAGGAGGUCUAGUGUUGUUAUUCCUUCUCACAUGCACAGUCUUAAUGUACCGAAAACGUCGUCGGCGUUUAAAGAAAUUAAAAUCCGAAAAGAAACGACAGCGCGAAGCUGAGAGCGAGAUGGAAUUAAAAACCAGAGGCUUCCGCCAUAAUGGCUACAGACUGGCGUUUGAUAAUCCGUAUUAUGACGUGCUCGCUGCCAUGGCAAUCGAUGACGAUGUCGAAGAGGACUACAUUAAUCCGCUGUGUGAUUUAGACAGUCUCAUGAGCCAUCAGGAAAGCGAUGGUACUGUCAGCAGCGCCACGGAAUGCAGCAUGCACAAGGGAGAGAGCUUGCAGUCUGUUUCGUAUUGCUAAUGCCUGCCUUCAUAACCGAAGAACUGGACGUUAAGAUGACGUAAUUGCAGGUCAAUGACGCCAUGUGGCGUCACUUUUGUUAUGAUGACGUUUUGUAAAGCAUGACAUUAAAAUGUAAGAUGAUGAUAGGUCGAGAAUCUAGUGUAACUGUUAUGAUGACGCAAUAAUAGUUACCAGGACUUCAAUGGUAUUUUAAGCGACACAUAACGGCUUAGUAGUUGAAUGACCUUAGCUUCUCGUUAUUUAUAGUGCCUCUGAUAGUGCGUUUAUUUAUAAUUAGUCUAAUAUCACUAAUAAUGGCUAAAUGGUCAGGUUUAUAACAUGUAGUUAGCACGAACCACACGCAUGAAAACGCACGUGACGAGCAUAGACUUGUACCAUCGCGGACUCAACACUUGUCAUCCAUAGGAAAUAUCGUUUAUCCAAUUUUCGGCUGAAUUGUCCUCAAAUUAAACAACUUGCCACAAGAUUUUCAGCGUUGGGUUAGACAAGGGUAACGUAACAUUGUGGUGCAACAUGUUUGCAAGAUAUUCCCACUACAUGCAUUCAGAUCGAUGUGAGGUUUCCGGGAGGGAGUGUGAGAUACAUCAACCUGUGAAAAUGGCCUUAAUAUCUGAAAUGGUCCAAAAUGGUUAUGCUAACUACUGAAUUAUAUGCCCGCCUUUCAGUUCUGCAUAAUCGUUUCUACUGUAUUUAACAACACUUUUAUAUAUUUAAGUCUUAUUCUGGUUCCAGUGCAUAUUUGUUUUAAGUUCGAAGCCAGUUUUUACAAACGUAGCUUAGUACUAAGGUGUAAAAUUUAGUCGAAAUAAUUCUGACACAAGUUAGAUUAUAUAUUAUUGAAAAUUGUAUCAUAGCCAUCCAUCGUAGCUUUACAAUAUUUGAAUUAUUUGACCUAUUUUUUCGUAGAAAAUAUAAAAAUGUAGCAGAAUAAAAUA
This is a messenger RNA of Dendronephthya gigantea, 7238 nucleotides long. RefSeq lists its product as uncharacterized. The record is from RefSeq and is a predicted model, not a curated record. Gene Ontology annotation, cellular component: membrane. Gene Ontology annotation, molecular function: scavenger receptor activity. NCBI's taxonomy places the organism in Eukaryota, Metazoa, Cnidaria, Anthozoa, Malacalcyonacea, Nephtheidae. The transcript is spliced from 21 exons. Bases 181 to 6300 code for a protein of 2039 amino acids.